GUAAUUUAAAAAAGAAGCACUUCCGGAGGGACGUUUCCUGGCGGCCGGAAGUAACUGGAACGUCUCACGUUCCCCUUUUUACGUCGUUCUCGCGAUGCCUUGUGGGAGUUGUGGACCUGGGUGGGCGGUGCUGCGGUGACUACAUGGUACAUUGCAGAAUGUGAGAAUAUGGUGGUUCAGGAAAAAGAGCUUCGAGUUGCAUUUCAUAAAACAUGACUCAUUGUGCCUCUUGUUUCAGGGCAAGAAGAGUUGAUUUAGUGAUCUAAAUGGACGCGAUACUGAAUUACAGGUUGGAAGACACUGAAGACUACUACACGUUACUGGGAUGUGAUGAACUGUCUUCGGUGGAACAGAUCCUAGCAGAAUUUAAGGUCAGAGCCCUGGAAUGUCAUCCCGACAAGCAUCCUGAAAAUUCCCAAGCAGGAGUUAAGCCACAAUGUCUCUCAAAGGUUUCAGCAUCAUUUGCUCGUAUAAGCUUACAAAAUGAGAUCUCUCUUCCCAGAACUGUGGAGACUUUUCAGAAAUUGCAGAAGGCAAAGGAGAUUCUAACUAAUGAAGAGAGUCGAGCCCGCUAUGACCACUGGCGAAGGAGCCAGAUCGCGAUGUCAUUCCAGCAGUGGGAAGCUUUGAGUGACUCGGUGAAAACGUCAAUGCAUUGGGCUGUCAGAGGUAAAAAAGAUCGAAUGCUGGAAGAACCUGACCAGACUCAUACCAACAAGAUUGAAAAUGAGGAACAGAACGAACAAAGAGAAAUAAAGAAAGAAGAGUUGGGUUCAACCACUGAGAAGAUGGAGCAAAAAGAAUCUGAGUCCUUGGAGAAGUCAUCCUCCCGACAGAGUCCAGAUUCUUCAAGUUUUUCAGAUGUGAACAGUUGGCACCUUCAUUUCCGCUGGUCUGGGGAUGCUCCUUCAGAACUCCUGAGGAAAUUCAGAAACUAUGAAAUAUGAAAUGUCCCUGCUCAGUAGGAGGGAGAGCGAGUGAGCAAGACCACCCCCUGUGCUGCCAACAUGCAGUCUUUGUCCAAAUCUUUAAAAUGUCAUGUUUAUAUGCCAUGUUUAUGAAUCGCUGAGUACCGAUUGAUUCCUUCACCCUUGAACCCAUUCUCACAAUAUGUCUUUUAAAUUAGAGAAAUUUCAGAAGAAAAUUUAAAAGAAAAUUUAGAAUGUUCUUUUAAUAUUAGAACAAAUUAAGCCUCUUAGAUCCAGAGUGGAUUGUAUUAUGUGUGUUUUCCAAUAAAUGUUAUUUAGAGAAAUCCAUUUUUAAAUCAAUCUCUGUAUUUAAAUAUUUCAUUGAUAUAUUAUGAUCUCUAUUAGUACGGAAUGUACAAGAAAUGUCUUCUGACUCUGGACUUAAAUUGAAAUGUGAAAUUACUUGUCUAAACCCCAUAGAAUGAAAUAAAUAAUUUUCCCAAAGUUCAUAAUGAA
Myotis daubentonii (Daubenton's bat) is the source of this 1424-nucleotide messenger RNA. RefSeq names its product DnaJ heat shock protein family (Hsp40) member C12 (gene DNAJC12). Lineage: Eukaryota; Metazoa; Chordata; Mammalia; Chiroptera; Vespertilionidae. Gene Ontology annotation, cellular component: cytoplasm. The record is from RefSeq and is a predicted model, not a curated record.